AGAGGUGGAAUCUCUACAGCUCACCCUGCACAGACCAGAAAAGCUUUGGGAUCACAGUCUGGCUUUUCAAAUAAAAUCAAAACCUAACUGUGCAUUUCCGGCUUGUAAACAGGGCCGCUAGCGCGGGUGAAGUUUUCCUCCGCGCCCUGGGGGCCCCUAUCCUAGCGCAAACACCAAGCGAUUGCGCCCAGCCGCUCCUCCGCCCCAGGAGCGGCCAACCGCGAGGGGCCAGGGCGGCUCCCCCUCUCCCGCCCUGGCUACUGUCCCACCGCCCAGCAUGCAGCUGGCGAGGCCCAGCCCGUCGGGGACAGCUCCUCCUCUCGCAAACCGCGAGUUCUCAACACCUCUGCCGGAAAACACAGGGGAGGAAGCGCCGGCCACGCACAAAACAGGUGGCCCAGCGACUUUCAGCAUCCUAGGGAGGCACCACCUCCUUAUUACUCUCCUGGAACAGGAGUGCCAACGUCACCCAAGGUAUAUUCCCUGUACAUCCAGGUCCCACCAACGAGCCAAGCAAGCAUGUUCACUGGCCUACCUAGGGUGACAACUUCCAUACCAGUGCAUACCAUAUGCCCCUACUGUGGGAACCACAUCAUCACGGUGACAACCCCUGUCCCAGGCAUCCUCACCUGGCUGCUGUGCAGUGGCCUCUUUCUAUUUGGGUGCUUCCUGGGCUGCUGCCUCCUCCCCUUCUGCAUGCGGAGCCUCAUGGACGUGAGCCACUCUUGUCCCGUGUGCCACCAGCAGCUCUUCUACUACCGCCGUCUGUGACCUGCACAAUAAACAGCAAUAAAGUACCUCAGUGUGUAUGUGUGCCCUCCCAUACCCUUCCAAUGGGGAGGGGGAUGAGCAAGUGAA
This is a messenger RNA of Meriones unguiculatus (Mongolian gerbil), 858 nucleotides long. RefSeq names its product LITAF domain containing (gene Litafd). NCBI's taxonomy places the organism in Eukaryota, Metazoa, Chordata, Mammalia, Rodentia, Muridae. Gene Ontology annotation, molecular function: zinc ion binding. The record is from RefSeq and is a predicted model, not a curated record. The transcript is spliced from 4 exons. Gene Ontology annotation, biological process: regulation of cytokine production. The coding region runs from base 520 to 771 and encodes 83 amino acids.